This is a messenger RNA of Lethenteron reissneri (Far Eastern brook lamprey), 783 nucleotides long. RefSeq lists its product as uncharacterized. NCBI's taxonomy places the organism in Eukaryota, Metazoa, Chordata, Hyperoartia, Petromyzontiformes, Petromyzontidae. The record is from RefSeq and is a predicted model, not a curated record.
GGGGGGGGGAGGGGGGGGGGUGGGGGGGGGGGAGGGGGGGAGGGGGGGGGGGGGGGGGAGGGGGGGGGGGGGGGGGGACAGGGGGGGGGGGGGGGGGGGGGGGGGGGGGGGGGGGGGGGGGGGGGGGGGGGGGGGGGGGGGGGGGGGGGGGGGGGGGGGGGGGGGGGGGGGGGGGGGGGGGGGGGGGGGGGGGGGGGGGGGGGGGGGGGGGGGGGGGGGGGGGGGGGGGGGGGGGGGGGGGGGGGGGGGGGGGGGGGGGGGGGGGGGGGGGGGGGGGGGGGGGGGGGGGGGGGGGGGGGGGGGGGGGGGGGGGGGGGGGGGGGGGGGGGGGGGGGGGGGGGGGGGGGGGGGGGGGGGGGGGGGGGGGGGGGGGGGGGGGGGGGGGGGGGGGGGGGGGGGGGGGGGGGGGGGGGGGGGGGGGGGGGGGGGGGGGGGGGGGGGGGGGGGGGGGUGGGGGGGGGGGGCAGGGCGGGGGAGGAGAGGGGGGGGGGGGGGUGGUGUGGGCGGGCGGGGGGGGGGGGGGGGGCUGGGGGUGGGGGGGAGGGUGGGGGCGGGGGUGGGGGGGGAAUGGAUUUCAGGCAGCAAAAGGUGGAAGCUCACCAGCUGUUUGAGGUGGCGUCGGUAGAGCAUCAUCCAUGCCUCGCAGGCAUAGCGGAGUGCGGGGACUACAACUUCGUGAAGGAUUGUAGACCUUGGUUCCGAGUCAGACUUCACGCUCCCGCUCCAGAGCCCGUGGCUGAGCAUUCCAAUGCCAUGCUGACCUCUCUGCCACAAGAUGAGUGA